Messenger RNA from Nematostella vectensis (starlet sea anemone), 2405 nucleotides. RefSeq lists its product as uncharacterized. Gene Ontology annotation, molecular function: zinc ion binding. The record is from RefSeq and is a predicted model, not a curated record. Bases 135 to 1730 code for a protein of 531 amino acids. The transcript has 13 exons. Lineage: Eukaryota; Metazoa; Cnidaria; Anthozoa; Actiniaria; Edwardsiidae.
CGUCUAUUUAUAUCUUAUUUUGCAAUGAUGGACGGAAGCAGAAAUUUGAUCCAAAGCUCUGGGUUUUGCUCAGUUUCCAGCCUCGUGAGAAUACAAAUACCGCUUCCCUCAGUUGUAGUCCACAUUAGGACAGAAUGCAGUCCAUUUUGAGCGCCAUGAAAAUGACAGACGAUGUGAUAAGCGUCUGUCCCGGGGAUUGUAAUGGCAGAGGAGCUUGCGUCGCCGGGAGCUGUGUUUGCGAGGUCAAGUAUAGUGGUGGCAAUUGCACAGAUUACAACCUGGGGUACAACGUUGGGUUUGGUGCCAUUUUCUACAUCUUGUCAGCAGUAUCCUUCUUACAGUUAAUUUUAUGUAUAAGAUCAGAGUUCUGCAAGCUAAAAAGACCAUCAGUAGCCAAAGCAUGCCGCCCAACAGUACAAAAGAUGCUGUAUGUGUGUAUGAUAAUCGCUUGCGGCUCUAGAGGACUGUAUCAUUCAGUGCAGGGUUAUCUACCGGGGGCGCUAGCCCCUAAUCUGUUCAGCGUGUACUACCCCAUGAUCAUAUCUGGCUUUUCCAUUCUUAUCUGCUUCUGGGCCGAGACAUUCCAUGUGGCGGGACUCCGUUUUGAUAAGCCAAGAUUCCUUAACAAGUCCCAUAAAGGCUUCAUAAUGAUCAACUCGUUUAUUUAUGUGGUUCUCCUGGUCCAAGUCAUAACAAUAGAGACCACAGACCUGAAGACGCAGAUAUACCUAAAGAAUAUUUUUAGUGGAAUAUUUGCCUCUCUCAUGUUCCUGGUCCUUGUGUUUUUCCUUAUUUAUGGAGUAGAGCUAUACUAUAAGUUAAGAGGAGCAUUCAUCACCGCCCAGUCUGCGAGUGUAGACUGUACACAGGCCACCCUGUCCCGGGUUGGCUUGGUCUCACAGGCGUUAUUCCAGCUCCUUACAUCACUCUACCUGAUGGGCGAGGUGAUGGGGAACGUGUGGAAAGACAGCAUACCUGUUGCAAGCCGUAACAUCCUGGAGAUAUUGUUCCGAGUCUUUGAGGUGGGAGUGGCUUUGUGGUUCCCAUGCUGCCUAUGGAACUGGGAAAGCCCGCACCAGUUAUGGGUCCUCAACCCAAAGAAACUCCUUCGAUUUCACCGCUCGGCUGACAGUGAAACAAAAAGUCUUCUCUCUAGUGGCUCCCCUACAACAAGCUAUGAGUCUAUAGAGCCUGCUAAGGAUGAGGCUACAAUUGAGUAUGAUUGCUGGGUGUGUUAUGAUACAACUCGCACAGAUGCAGGGCCUAUGAUAUUUCCAUGCAAAUGUAAGGGCGACGUGGCCGCAGUGCAUCAUGAGUGCCUUAGACGGUGGUUACUAGAGUCAACAUCCUCAGAAAGUCGAGACCCCCCUAGAUGUAAAGUUUGUGAUGAAGAGUACAUACUAACAGAAGGACGCACAUGGUUACCUAAUGGACUCACCGUAAGGUACUGGUCUGUUACCAUAGUGAUUCUAUCAGUGAUGGUGGCCUCACCCACAGGGGCCUACAUGGUCUGCUUCAUGCCGCUAUCAACGGCCUGCAAGGUGCUCAUUGUGGGAAUGUCUGUCAUCAUGGAAUACCUGUGUCUUAGAUUGCUUGGGUUCAAUAUCGUUAGCGUGUACAGAAGAGCACGGAUAACAGCCCUGACGAUUAUUGGCCGAAAACCCGAGGAGAGAACGGCAAGUCCUGAGCCAUCCGAGCAAGGCCCGAACCUUCCAGUCAUGUCCACGUGACAUAGGGGAGGUUUCACGUGACACCCAGGAAGACUUGUGCAUCUACCGCCAAAAUGAGACUGAUGGUGGAGACUCAUACAGUGAAACAUAGCAAUGCGCUAUGCAUUAUGGGAAGGGUCAGGCAAGCAAAGGACCAUAGGUAGGAGCUCCUCCCAUCAUGCCUUGUGUGCUUUCCUUGGGUACGGGGAGAAAAGCAAGCAUGAACAUUAUCAAAUGAGAUAAAAUUGCUUAUACAUAGCUUAAUAUAGAUUUUUUAUAUCAUCAAAUUAUCAUUUUUGUAUUUUUUUUUAAUGUUGAGCUCUUCAUUUAGAUUUAAAAGGAAGUGAAGCUUCCCAACAAGUAUUGCUUGUUUUCCUUUUUUGUACAUUUUGUAUAUGAAACUUGAUAAAUCUUUUACAGAAUAACUUUAUGAAUGAGAGAGACUUGGCUGAAUACAACCCAUUCAGUCACGUGAAGCUCGUUGCAUUGUUUAGUUUUCGCAGGUGUAAAAGCGACGAAAGUAAAGAUUGUGAAUGAUAUUGCGGUGAUAUAAAUAACCCUUGACAAAUUCAAGGAUUUAGCAAGUUAUUCAAUUGGAUAUGAGUAUUUAUAUCUUCCUUCCUGUUCGUCAAAGAAUUAAAAAUAUUAAAAGAAUGAUUGAAGAAAAAUGUUUGAAUAAAUAAAUUACAAAUUUUA